GAAUGCAGCAUAAACUGUUGAGGUGAUCCAUGGCAACAAGAGGAGCAGCAACCAACCGCCGAGCCCGUCUUUCGCUCUCUCUCCAACUCUCUCCCAUUGUCCCCUCCGGUCUCCGCUCCGCUCUGUCCGGUAAAUGUAGCCGGAAUGCUUCGGGGAGGAAUUACUCCUAACGGCUGCCGCUGAGAAACGGUACCAAGGUGACCGACUGGGAGGGAGGCAGCUCGCCCGCCACCCGGAGAACCGGAGCUCCACAUCAGCGCCAGGUGCCCGCACUACGACCCGCUGAUAACGGACGGAAACGAUGCUAGUAGCUGGUACCUUCUGGGGUUGAAUCAGUAAAAUUUGACCCUUUAGUUCAUUAUUAACGGGAAGCGGGCAAAAUGAAAGCGGUUUGUGUGUCAGAAAGGCUUGAUAUUUUUGAUUAACUCUUGCGGUGCCUCGCUGAAACACGCUGUCCCAGCUCUGUGCGUCUCUGCACCGUCUCGCCCCCCGUCCAGUUAACCAUCGCUGCCCUUAUCUUACUCGAGCAUCAUCGUGAAGAUGGCGACUGGGUCGGGCUGGCAGCAGUAUUACUGCCCUACCGGUCAGGGGAAAUUUACUCCAUUAUCCACCGCCUCCUUCCAGUCCGGAGUCGCCAUGGAAUAUACCCAGGACCUACACCUGAGGAUGAGCAAGAAGAUCGCACAGCUAACCAAGGUUAUCUAUGCACUGAACACGAAAAACGACGAGCACGAGGCGGCCAUUGCCACGCUGAAGGAGGCGCACGAAGAGGAGGUGCAGCAGAUCCUGUCUGAGACCAGAGAGAAGAUCCUGCAGUUCAAGAGUAAAAUCAGCGAUGAGAUGGACCUGAAGAAGAGGAUCCAGUCUCUGGAGGAGUCCAUGGAGCUGCACGAGAGGAUGAAGAGGCAGGCGCUGGCCGAGUUCGAGAGCUACCGUCAGCGGGUGGAGGACAUGCAGCUCUGCACCGAGGCCCAGCACACGCAGCGCGUGGUGUCCAUGUCGAGGGAGGUGGAGGAGAUGAGACGGUCCUUUGAGGAGAAGCUGCGGACGUUCAGCCAGGCCCAGGCUCAGUUUGAGCAGGAGAAGAAAGCGGCUCUGGAGGAGCUCAAGGCUCAGCACAGGCAGGAGAUCCAGGAGCUCCUCCGCAGCCACCAGAGCCAGAAUGCAAACUACAGCAAAGACCAGGAGAAACUGGGGCAGCUGCACAAAGCCGAGGUGGAGUCUCUGGCGGAGCGGGUGGAGGAGCUGAAACAGGACAAGAAGAGGCUGGUGGACGAAUACGAAGCCAAACUCAGCAAGGCUCAAGCGUUUUACGAACGCGAGCUGGAGGCCAUGAAGCGAACCCAGCAGCUGACGGCCGACAACCUGCUGGCGUGGAAGCGGACCGAGGCCGAGCUGCGGCGGGAGUUCCAGACGCAGGAGGCGGCGCUCCAGAAAACGCUGGGGAAGCUGCGGGCCGAGCUGGCCCGCGUGACGGACGAGGCUCGGGAGAACCGCGAGAAGUCUCACAAGCUGCAGGCGGCGCUCGGCACGGCAGAGGGCUCCAUCAAGGACUUAACCAAGCAGCUGGAUGAAGUGACCCAGAACUCCGAGAUCAUAGAGAUCCGUCAGAAAGAGGCAGAGUGUGAGCUGGAGGCAGCCAGAGACCGGGUUCAGCAGCAGGCCACGGAAAUACUCCUCAAAGCCAGCCAGAUAAGCAGCCUGCAGGCCACCCAGAUGACCCAGGAAGCCGCCAUCAGGGACCUGGACAACGAGCGCAGCCGCCUGAAGGACAAGGUGCUGCGGAUGGAGGAAGAGAGGGAGGCCCUGCAGAGCCAGAGCAAAGCGCUGGAAGAACGACACAAACAGCAGAUCCAGUCCCUGGAGAAGACCCUGCAUGAAGAGAAAACAUCCCACGAGAAGGACAUGAGGAGCGUGCAAGCUCACUACGAGGAAGAGGCCAGCCAGAUGAAGGACAGCCAGGCCCGCGCUUUGGAGGAAGUGGCCAAGAAGCACCGUGUGACCCUGGAGAACACGCUAACCACCGCGGAGAAGGACAAGAACCGCCUGCUGGCUGAGCUGGAGCAGCAGUUUGAGAAGGAGCGCCUCUCUCUGGAGGAGCAGAAGACGCUCCUCAGUCAGCAGCUGGACGAGAUGAGGGAGGAGCUGACGUCCAAACUCAGAGCCGCCAACGAGGAGGUGUCCCGGCUGCAGCAGGAGGUGCGGAAAGGGGAGGAGGACUUCGGGGCAGCGGAGGGCCAGAUCUCCACCCUGAAGGAGGCGCAGGACAAACUGCUGGAGGAGCUGGACGCCACGCGGGCCCGACUCAGAGAGACCAGCAACCUGCUGACCGCGCUGCAGGGAGAGCUGGAAACCCAAAAACGCCAACAUGAAGCCAAACUCAUAACCACCAAAGAAGAAGAAAAGCAUAAGAUGGACAAGAUGGCGCUGGAGCUGGAGCUGAAAUGGACCGAGACGCUCCGGCAGGAGUGCAAGAAGCUUCGCGAGGAGCUGAGGGAGGAGCACGAGGAGGAGAAGACCGCGGCUCUGGCUCAGCUGGCACAGAGCAAGGAGCAGGAGCAGAACAGCGCCAGGGAGAGCUGGCAGCGGAAAGUGGACGACCUGCUGGAACAGAUAUCUCUGCUGAAGCAGAGUCUGGAGAUGCAGCUGUCGCAGUCGCAGUCCUCGCUGCAGCAGCUGCAGCACCAGUUCAGCCAGGAGAGGGAGCACCUUCGCAUGCAGCUGGACGAGCUGCAGACGGAGCAUCAGAGGCGGCAGCAGCGUCUGCAGGAAGCCCACCGCUGCGCCAUGCAGGACAUGGAGCACGCCAGGCAGCGCGACCUGAAGGAGCUGGAGGAGCGUCUGCGCCAUCAUCACCACGCAGAGCUGCAGUCGCUCCGGGAGGCCCACCGGCAGAGCAUCGAGACGCUCAAACAGCAGUCGGAGCAGGAGCUGCAGACUCUCCGCUUCGAGCUGGAGGACGAGGGCAAAGCCAUGCUGGCCUCUCUGCGAUCGGAGCUGAACCACAUCCACGCCUCGGCCAUCGAACACCUGCGGCAGACCCACCACCAGGAGUCUGCAGCUGCCAAAGCCGAGCUGGAGAAGGUCCUGGAGAACAACCAGACCCAGGAGCGGGACCUGCUGAGCCGGAUCUCUGAGCUGCAGGAGGAGGUUUCCCGGAGGAAGAGCCACAUCGCUCAGCUGGACCACCAGAUCCACACGCUCAAUGAGAACAUCAGCACCCUGACCAAGGAGCUGGAGCUGAAGGGCAAAGAGGUGCUGAAGAUCCGCAGCGAAGCCAACCAGCAGAUCCGGGCUCAUGAACAGGAGCUGACGAAGAGGCACGAGCGGGAGCUGACGGAGCUGAGCGCCGCCCACAGCAGGGAGACCCAGAACAUGCUGUCGGACUUCAACAAAGCACAGGAGCUCCUCAAGGACAAGAUCUCGGCUCUUCAGAUUCUUUUGGAGGGAACAGAGGAGAAGUUCAGGAACAGAGAGAGUCGACCUGAAGACCUGCAGGUCAUCGCCGAGCUGAAGGAGAUGGUCACCGAGAGAGAAUCUCUGGUCAAGAAGCUGGUGGACGAUAAGAAGUUCUACCAGCUGGAACUCGUCAACAGGGAGACAAACUUCAACAAAGUAUUCAACGCCAGUCCAAACGUAGGAGUCAUCAACCCUCUCAUUAAGCAAAAGAAAAAGAGUGAGAAAGCAGCCAGCAGGUUGAGCAGCUCUCCUAAUCUCAGGGCUCUGGAGGCGGCAGGUUUGGGUUUGGGUGUGGUAGGCACGGGGACCGGGCAGACCCCGCAGACCUCGCCCCCUCCACUGCCCAGCCGCCUAGAGCCCAUCCCCAACCCCCCCCUCCACCACCUGGAGCUCAACUCCAACAAACCUCUAGCCCCGCCGACCCCUCCCACCGAACCCAAGAAGUUCAUGAGUUUUCCUCUUCAACAAGGAGGUUCAGCAAACAUACAGCUAAAGAAACCUGGAGAUUACUUUCUGCCUCCUAACAAGUCCUGAAAUUCACCGCUGACUGCGUCCUGCUGCAGCACAGCUCCGUAAAUAAACUACAAACAUUUAAGGAGCAGAAAUACCAGAUGGACACAAACACAAGAGUCCCACACGCGACUGGAGCUUCAAAGAAUGGCGUUGGAAUGCAAAAGGAGCAUGAUGUUUUUCCCUUUAAGUUUUCUUUCCUCAGUCGUGUGCGUCAGUGUGUAAAUGUUGUCCGCAUGCCUGCAGGUUUGUCUUUUGUUUCAGGAAGUUAUAACACUUGUCAGCAAUCUUUGUGGUUCCUUUAUGUUGUUGCAUUUUGUCAUUUUGUGAUUUUCAUCCUCAUCCACAGUUCAGCAUGAUGCUCUUUCCUUCCCGGCUCCGAAACAUGAUGAUUGUUGUCAUAAAAAGUUAUGAACUGUUGUUUCUGUGACCUCUGACCUUCAAACAGCUCUACUCUGCUGUCCAACAAGCGACUCUCUUUGUUUUGUGGCAUCUAGGUGAUGAAUUAAGUGACACAUGAACACACGCCGUGGAUCUUUUUGCAUGGCAGCUGGUGUUUUCUGACGGGAGUGUUUAGGUGUGGAGCAUGUGUGCUGCAUGCUUUCCUGCAGUUCGUUUCAGGAACGAAACAAGAUGGCUGCUUUGCAAAAGCUUGGGACAAACACUUUCUCCUCACAAACAUUCACACACACCUAAAUGAUUUUAACUAUAAAAAACUAAUUUACUGUACCAGCAACACAUUAACACACUGCCACCUUAAAGUCUGAGGUCCGAUAAUGUAGAUUUUAGUUCAUCUUUACAUUUUUAUCAGUGUUUAUCAGUCUGAAAACUGGCACUAAAGAAGCUUUUAGUCUGUUUUUCAUAUUUUAGUAAAAAAAUAAUGAAUAAAUGGCCACGUUUUAGUUUAAUGACCUUUACUUUUAAAUUCCCAGUGUUCUAAAACCAAAUAACUUUAUGCUAAUUGCCAUCUCUGUAUGUCUUAUCUGUAAUUAUAUGACAUUAAUAUAUUUUUAUUUAAGGAAGCUGUUUUUUAAGGAAACCAGGUGAAGGCAAUGAAAGAAAUUCCAUAUAUUCACUUAAAA
Messenger RNA from Poecilia latipinna (sailfin molly), 5051 nucleotides. RefSeq names its product protein FAM184A-like. The transcript has 22 exons. The record is from RefSeq and is a predicted model, not a curated record. The coding region runs from base 541 to 3993 and encodes 1150 amino acids. NCBI's taxonomy places the organism in Eukaryota, Metazoa, Chordata, Actinopteri, Cyprinodontiformes, Poeciliidae.